Messenger RNA from Tetrahymena thermophila SB210, 345 nucleotides. RefSeq lists its product as hypothetical. The record is from RefSeq and is a predicted model, not a curated record. NCBI's taxonomy places the organism in Eukaryota, Ciliophora, Oligohymenophorea, Hymenostomatida, Tetrahymenidae. The transcript has a single exon.
AUGAAUCCAGAAAAUAUUUCCGAAACAAUUCAAUCAAAUUAUAUUGAAUAUGCGGCUCCCACUCAAUAAAUUUAGAAUCUCUAUUUUUUAAACCUAAUUUAUUUGAAAAGGAUUUUUAAAGAAAAAAGAAAGAUAGAUAGUCUUAAAGGCAAUUAAACAAACAAAUAAAUAAAUAAAUUAAGGUGGCAAUUUAAUCGAUUAAUUUAUUUUGAGAAGAAAUAUAAAAUUUAUUACAAAAUACAUACCAUAAUUUUCUAUAUAUUUUAGCAUAUUAAAAAAUUCAAAUACAAAAUCAUGAAAAAGUAAUUUAUUAUGUUGGAAUCUGCUAUAUUUGUUUACAUUUGA